Hyphopichia burtonii NRRL Y-1933 is the source of this 1052-nucleotide messenger RNA. RefSeq lists its product as uncharacterized. Gene Ontology annotation, molecular function: ribosomal large subunit binding. Gene Ontology annotation, cellular component: mitochondrion. The record is from RefSeq and is a predicted model, not a curated record. The transcript has 2 exons. Bases 1 to 687 code for a protein of 228 amino acids. Lineage: Eukaryota; Fungi; Ascomycota; Pichiomycetes; Serinales; Debaryomycetaceae. Gene Ontology annotation, biological process: translation.
AUGUUCAGAUCGGUGCUUUUAAGAAACGUCAUUCCAAAAGCUAAAAAGGGAGGAGGGAAACCUAGUAAGAAAUCCAAGGAAGUUGAAGAAGAUUCCAAUGAUACCCCAAAUUUAAAAGAAAUCUUGGAUUUGAAAGAAAUUGAAACUCGUUUCAAUAAAAUAAUCGAACUUUUCACCAAAACUGCUAAUGAAACUAAAUUAGGUAAAACAAAUCCAUCAAUUUUUGAUAAAUUGACUAUUAAUACUGAUGAUGGUGAUCAACCAUUUAUAAAUUUAGCCCAAACUUCAAUUAAAGGGAGAAAAUUUGUAAUAACUGUUUUCGAUCCUCAAUAUACAUCAUCCAUUAUUAAUAGUAUAUUAAGUUCUAACCUAAAUAUGAAUCCUCAAAUCGAUCCUUCAAAUAAACAAACUUUAAAUAUCCCAUUACCCCCAGUGACAACCGAAAUGAAAAAGGAAAAUAUAAAAGUUUUGAAAAACGAAUUAGAAAAAUUUAAAACUGGUAACAAAAAUUCAUCUCUUAAUUCAAUAAGAUCAGAUAUUAAAAAUAAGUUAAGUAAAUACUCCAAAAAAAAUAACUUAUCUGAUUCCGAUAAUAAAUUAGUUUCAACUUUUGAAAAAUUACAUAAAACUCAUGUGGAUAAAUUGAAUGAGGUUUUCAAGAAUGCUGAACAAGCAAUACUUAAAUAAAAUCACUUUAAAAACAAACGCCUUCUCCAAUAAAUAGUCUUUCAUAAUUUUUUUCACACCAUUUUAUGAUUUUCAAACUCUGAUUAAUCACUUGUUGCGACUUGAUCAGUUCGUCACUCAAACAGUAGAACUCAUAUUGCUGGUCAGAUAACAUGAACCCAGUGAUGGUUUGAUUGUUCAAUUGCCAUCUCAAAUAUGUAAGUUUCUUAUUCUUCACCGUGAUUGUUUUGAUGCUUGAUGACUUUGUCUUGAUUAAAAUUGAAUAGAAAUAAACUAAUUGUAGUAUUUGAUUCACGUCUAGAUCGUCAGAUUUGGUCAAAGCAUCACUCAUGAAAAACUGUUUAUGCAACUUCAGUUUAUAUAUG